UAAGAGAAGACACAAAACUCAGAAGUGCUGCAACUGAAAAUGUCAGAAGUAGAGUGGAGGCGGAAAUGGAAACCAGAUUUGAAAGCAUGUCCGUGGCAACCGAUAACGAUUGCCAAUCAACAAUAUCUGUUCAAAUGCAAGUAUACACACAGUUCAUACGAACUACUGAUUACAGACAAUGUGAAGUUUUGGUUUGAACAACUCGAAGGAGAAGAUUUGGAAGAACGAACUGUUACGCUAAAUCCAAAUGUGAAAGCAACCCCAACAAGAAUUCUGGAUGAAAUACAGAACUGCCUAGAAAAUCCCUCAAAGAAAACUAAGUUAUCAGCAUCACCCAAAAAGAAUAAAUUUGUUAUAAAUGUGGAUUCACAGUUGGCAGGAAUGGCUUUUGUUUGGCAGUUUCAUUGUGAGGAGACAGAUAGCAGCAUGAUUUCAGAGAACUUCAAUGUUCCUUUACUAGCAAUGGUUGCUGAAUUAACUCGUCGUAAUAAAGAAUUGGUAAAAAUUAUUGAAGCUAAAGAUAAAGAAAUUGAUGACUACAAAUCUCAAGGGGCCAAAACAUCUAGAAAGCAUAUAGAAACUGCCAUGUUUGUAACCACAGCAUUUGAGAACGACAUGAUUAUGUCAAAAGAUUUUGAAGAGGAAGUGAAGCGACUCGGAACUUCAGGGUUUUCCGAGGACAAUCAGGACCUGUACAGACAAAUCAUGACUCGUUACGCAUAUUUGACUCGAGUAGUGGCAGCAGAGGAGAAGACCGAUGAGUCUUUGGAGGAUAAGAAGACUCCUUCUGUUAAUUCAUGGGAAACCAACAGAUUGCCCGCCUCUCUGGCUGACCGCAGUCCUGUUAAAUCCGCAAACAACUCUCCACAAAAAAGUCCAGCCAAGAGUGGCAGCUCCGCAGAGCCAUCGCCGGUCAAGGACACGGAGUUACUCAGGAGACAAGCACUGGAGAGAAAGCUGGAGGAUGAAGAGAGAAAGAAGAAUGAACCAAAGAAAAAGAAGAAAAAGAUUGCAUUCUAAUAAUCACCACUCUGAGACUACAUAUGAUGGACAUUUGACAUAGAUUUCAGUGAUAUCUCUUAAAAGUUUACACUUAGUUCACCAUCUGAAUAUAGAUUAUGUGGGAAUAUGAAAGGACAACAAUUUGAAUGAGCAAAUAUUUAUUGGAUAGUUAUGUGUCAAAAUAAUAACAUAUCUGAGAUAUCACUAAUGGUUGUAGCAUAGUUCUGUAAAUAAUAUUUUUUCUUACAUCUGCAUGUACGCAUUAAGAUUCAAUGAACUUAGGGUAAGUAAAAUUAAAUAUGAA
Molecule: messenger RNA, 1306 nt
Organism: Saccostrea cuccullata (small rock oyster)
Lineage: Eukaryota; Metazoa; Mollusca; Bivalvia; Ostreida; Ostreidae
Product: non-homologous end-joining factor 1-like
Exons: 1
Coding region: 40-1020 (326 amino acids)
Biological process (GO): double-strand break repair via nonhomologous end joining
Cellular component (GO): DNA ligase IV complex; nucleus
Molecular function (GO): DNA end binding
Source: RefSeq, a predicted model, not a curated record